GCUAAAACGCGCGAGCUACUGUCAAACUCCGGCGGACUAAUUAUGAAGUUAGCGACUUUUAAGUUAUUUCUACUAAAGAAAGGGUCUAAUAAUGACUGGCUCAACUUAUUUAUGCGAGUCAGCCUUUUCCCACAUGAAGAUUUUUAAGUCCAAAUACCGUUCAACCAUGACUGAUGAUGAUUUGGAAGUCUGUUUGAGGUUGGCUAGCAGCAGCUACUGUCCGGACUAUGCAACCCUGGCUGAUUCCAUGCAGUGCAAGUCAUCAAAGUAAGUGCAUCCAGGCAAAGCCAGCAAGAGAAUGUUUUCACCAGACUCAUCUGUCUUACAGAGCAGCACAGAAAGCAGAAAAGAGCUUUAGUACUGGGGUCUCCAGAGGUCUCCAAGCCAUGGCCCAGAAGGAAAAUGGACGACCUCGCUGAGCACAUGUCAUCCGUCUUCCAGGUCGGCCCCACAUGUUUCUAAUCUAGCCUUUAAUUCCGCAUGUCUUCAUGCUUUACUGAGCUGGAGCCGGCCAGAAAACAUGAAGGAGUGUGCUUCUGCUGCUUAGACUUUAUCUUCUUUGGAGUUCCCGCUGUGAAACGCACAUUAGGAGAGGUGAAAGUUCAAGAGUCAGAAGUAGCAGCCGUGUGUGACAGAAUGUCGGUGUGGCCACAGCUUCUCAUCCUGGGAAUCACGGCAGCAACUUUUGCAGGAGUUACAGCUCGAGGAUCAUGGAGAAGAGACAACAAAGAGUCAAAUCCUGCUGUGUACCACUCUGAUGACAACUAUGAGUGGACCACAUGGUUCAAUGUUGAUCACCCUGGUGGCCGUGGAGACUAUGAACAGCUGGACGCCAUUCGAUUUUAUUACCGUGCCCGAGUGUGUGAGAGUCCCCGGGCAAUCGAAGCCAGGACCACUGAAUGGGUCUCAGCUCGUGAAACUGGGGAGGUGGUUCAUGCAGACCCCACUGUGGGCUUCUGGUGCCUCAAUGAGGAGCAGGGUCCUGAUCGCAACUGCUCCAACUAUGCAGUCCGUUUCCUCUGUCCAAAAGAUAACAUUGUGACAAUUCAGGGUACCUGGGGUCCGUGGUCAGACUGGAGCCCAUGCCCUGCCCUCUGUGGUCAGGUUGGGGUUCAACUGCGCUCCAGAAACUGCCAGUCUCGCUCUUCACCUUGCAGUGGGCCUAAAGUAGAGGGGAAAGAAUGCAAUGGACCACCAUGUCCAAAAAUAGAUUGCUCCCUGCAGUGUGUGACGGGAAGGGUAAAUGCUGAAUGUGACGCAUGCAUGUGUGAAGAACACAUCCUGUUGGGUUCCAUUCGUGGUGCCGGGGGUCUCACUGCUGAAGGGGCUACCAUAGUUCGCUCUGGCAAACUCCUUACCCUUACCGACCACAACGGACAUUUCCGCAUCCCUGGUAUCUGCGCUGAUGGCAACACUACCCUGACAGUCAGCCUGAAGGGUCAUGCCACCCUCAGUGUUGAUGUGCCACACAGUGCAGAACGUAUUUCUGUGCUCAGUGUGCAGCUGAAAAGAACAGAAAAGCUUCGUGUGUUGAGCAGCCCUGAGAACAAGGUCAGGAGGCAGGGACAAACUGCUGCCUUUUGCUGCAAAGUGGCAGGAACACCACAACCAGACAAGUACCAAUGGUUUCAUAACAACAGUCUCCUGGAGAUGCAGUCAGAGAGUACAUUGGUCCUAAAAGAUCUGCGUCCUGAGCAGACAGGGGAGUACUACUGCAGAGCAAGUGGUCCAUCUGGGGCUAUUAAGACCAAACCAGCUACACUCAAAGUCUUAGGCCGAGAUGAGCAUUCGUGUAAUCCCAAGCCUGAAUCCCACCUCAUCCGUCUUCCACACGACUGCUAUCAAAACAGCACAGACUCCUUUUACUAUGAUGUGGGCAAGUGUCCCUCAAGUACAUGUACUGGACAGCUGGAUAAUGGCAUCAGGUGCAAAGACAAAGUGUCAUACUGUUGUGGUGUGCAAAAGAUGGAGGAGAGGCAACUAACAUGCCAGGGCUACCAGCUGCCCACCAUGGUGGUGACUGAGUGUGGCUGCCAGAAAUGUGUGGACACCAAGGCCAUUGUGCAUGGUAGAGCCAUUGCUGCAGACAAUGGUGAGCCAAUGAGGUUUGGUCAUAUCUUUAUGAAUGGAGUCAGAAUCAGCCGCACAGGCUACAAAGGUACAUUCUCCAUUCAGGUUCCUCCAGAGACAGAGAGGCUAGUCCUGACCUUUGUGGACAACAUGCAGAAAUUUGUCAACACCACAAAGGUCCUCCCAUUUAACACCAAAGGAGGGGCUGUUUACCAUGAGAUCAAACUUCUUAGAAAGAAAGCCCCUGUGACCAUCAGUGCUACAGAAACCAACACCCUGGAGCUUGGAGAGGUGGAGGGCCAGGAGGCAAUGGUUCAAAUCCAGAUUCCUCCCAAUUCCUUCUACACAGAGAAAGGGGAAGUCUUCACGGGUAAUGUAAAUGCUAGUGUAACAUUCCUGGACCCCAGAGAUGUCUCCACAGCUGCUGCUGCUCAAAGUGAUCUAAACUUCGUGGGAGAGGAAGGAGAUACCCUGCCUCUGAGAACCUACGGGAUGUUCUCAGUUGACUUUAGGGGUGAGGAAAACAAUGAGCCCCUGAAUGCAGGUGAAGUGAAGGUGUUCCUGGACUCUGCCCAGGUGAAGAUGUCUGAACACCUCAAUACCAUGAAAUUGUGGUCGCUGAACCCCGAUACUGGCCUGUGGGAGGAGGAAGGAAGUUUGCAGAUGGAGAAAAAAAGAAGAGGAAAAAGGGAGGAGAGGACUUUUCUGAUUGGUAACAUGGAGAUCAGGGAGAGACGUCUUUUUAACCUGGAUGUUCCAGAGAACCGCAGAUGUUAUGUGAAAGUUAGGGCCUUUCGCAGUGAACGCUUCAUGCCCAGUGAGCAGGUUGAGGGAGUUGUUGUGAGUCUUAUAAAUAUGGAGCCCACAGCUGGCUACUCCUCGAACCCACGUGCCUGGGGCCGUUUUGAUAGUGUUGUCACUGGCCCCAAUGGUGCCUGUCUUCCUGCCUUCUGUGAUGAACAAAAACCUGAUGCCUAUUCUGCAUAUGUUAUGGCCAACCUUGGCGGAGAAGAACUCGAGGCUGUCCCUUCUGCUCCCAAACUUAAUCCCAACCUCAUUGGAGUGCCCCAGCCUUACCUGGACAAGCUUAACUACAGGCGGACAGACCAUGAAGAACCCAGACUGAAGAAGACAGCAUUCAGCAUCAAUGUGGCAAAACCAAGUGCCAACACCGCUGAGGAAGGCAAUGGACCAGUGUACGCAUUUGAGAACUUGAAAGAAUGUGAAGAGGCCCCAUUCAGUGCAUCACACUUCCGUUUUUCAAGAGUAGAAGGGGACCGCUACGAUUACAACACAGUGCCAUUCAAUGAAGAUGACCCAAUGAGCUGGACAGAGGACUAUCUGAGCUGGUGGCCAAAGCCCAUGGAAUACCGGGCCUGCUAUAUUAAAGUCAAAAUCAACAGUCCACAUGAGAUCAACGUACGAUCCCGCAACAUGGGUGGCACCCACCCAAAGACAGUUGGCCAGCUGUAUGGUCUCCGUGACACCCGCAGCAUCCGUGACAUGGAUCAGGCAACUGUUUCAGCUGUGUGCCUGGAGUUCAAGUGCAGCGGGAUGCUCUACGAUCAGGAACGUGUAGAUCGUACUCUGGUGAAAGUGAUUCCACAAGGAAGCUGUAGGAGAGAUCACGUCAACACAAUGCUUCAAGAGUAUCUAGUCAACCACCUGCCCCUAGCCGUCAACAACGACACCAAUGAGUUCACCAUGCUAGCACCUCUUGACCCACUGGGCCAUAACUAUGGAAUUUAUACAGUGACAGACCAGGAUCCCCGCACAGCCAAAGAGAUUGCACUUGGACGCUGCUUUGAUGGCACUUCUGAUGGUACAUCUCGUGUCAUGAAGAGCAACGACGGCAUAGCUUUGACAUUCACCUGUGGAGAUCGUGAGGUGACACACCAGAGUGUCUUCCAGGCCCUGCAGCGUUCUCGAGGUCAGACAGUAACAAGUGUGGUGAGAGGAGAAGGCAGACAGAACCGACGCCGGCAGAGAGCCAAUGCGCCUCGCAACAGUCGUAGACGAAGCACCAGAAAUCCUACAGGAAGACGGACAGAAGCCAGAAGUUGAACACUGAAGGUUAGAGCUCCACAUGGAGACAAAUUUAGCAUCUGCAAUAAGGAUGAGUGUAGAGAGAAUUACCCUUGUUUUGAUUCAAAUACAUUUUCAAGUCCACUUUUUUUCAAACUAAUUGAAUAUGUAACUAAACAAAGCUAGGUCUACUUCUUGCAGUUUCUUCCCAAGGAACAUUUGCAGUUUUUAUGUCUUACAUUUUCAAAAGUACUGUGGUAAAUAUUUACUUGAAACUGUAAAUAGAAUAUUUAUUACAUAUGCAUUAAAAUCAGUUAUCAGUGAGCUGGG
Messenger RNA from Scatophagus argus, 4425 nucleotides. RefSeq names its product cartilage intermediate layer protein, nucleotide pyrophosphohydrolase. Bases 481 to 4134 code for a protein of 1217 amino acids. NCBI's taxonomy places the organism in Eukaryota, Metazoa, Chordata, Actinopteri, Scatophagidae. The record is from RefSeq and is a predicted model, not a curated record. The transcript is spliced from 11 exons.